CUAUGCGCGCCCUUCAAUGGCUAGCGGUAGAUCAUUGGUAGAUACUUCCUUAUAUGAGCUUCUACAAUCCAAAUUUCCUUCUUCUACUAUAUAUCUCUUCCAUAGGCUCAAGACUAGGUGCAACUGCAUGUAGCACUCCAAUGGAUAACUUGGAAUUAAGAGAAUUGGGGCAAGAUGAGGGCAGCACUGUAUUUCGGGCUACAUCUUCUUCAAACGGCCAUGAAGGUCAACAGGAGUUUUCAUUACCGCCAGUAGAUGGUGGGAAAGACGCCUGGAUGUUUCUAGCUGCAGCAUUCGUAGUGGAGACUCUAGUAUGGGGCUUUCCCUUUGCUUUUGGCGUGUUCCAGGAGUACUACAGUACCCAUCCUCCUUUCGAGGGCUCGAGAAAUAUAGCGGUCAUUGGAACCUGUGCUAUGGGGAUCAUGUAUGUCAGCGCGCCGCUUGUAUUUGCUGGGCUCCAAAGAUUCCCCAAGACUCAAAGACCAGCAAUUGGAUUCGGUUUGGUAACGAUGUGCCUCGCUCUGGGACUGAGUGCGCUCUCCACGACCACGAUGCACCUCAUCAUCACACAAGGUAUAUUCUAUGCCAUAGGAGGCUCCUUGGUGUACUCCCCUACCAUUCUCUUCAUGAACGAAUGGUUCGUGAAUAGAAAAGGCCUGGCUUUCGGAGUCAUGUGGGCCGGCACAGGUCUAGGCGGCGUCACAAUCCCACUCUUACUCCAAUACCUUCUCGCCAAAUACGGCCACAAAACAACCCUUAUCGUCUGGGCCGUCGUCCUUUUCGUCGCUACCGUGCCCCUCAGCUACUCUCUACGACCCCGCCUCCCCGUCUCCCAAAGCUCCCGCCUCCGCCCCGCCUCCUUCUCUUUCCUCUUGACCCGCAACUUUCUCUUCCUGCAAACCGGAAACAUCCUCCAAGGCCUGGGCUACUUCAUUCCGUCGAUUUAUCUGCCCACACACGCUAGCAUGCUCGGGGCAUCCCACUCCGUCUCCGCGCUCACCAUCGUCAUGUUCAACCUCGCUAUGGUGUUCAGAUGUCUGGCGAUGGGCGCGUGGAUCGAUCGGUACCACGUCACGACGUGCGUCCUCAUCUCCACGAUCGGCUCCACGAUUGCUGUGUUCGUGCUAUGGGGUCUUUCCUCAAGUCUUCCAGUGCUUUUCGUCUUCGCCGUGUUCUAUGGCUUCUUCGCGAGUAGUUUCUCGAGUACAUACCCAGGCGUCAUGCGGGCUGUUAAUUCGGAGACCCAGCGAGACCCCAAUUUCAUCAUUGCGUUCCUCUCGGCAGGGAGGGGCAUUGGGAAUAUCGCAUGUGGACCUGUGAGUGAGGCGCUGGUACGGAGUCAGGCGUGGACAGGAGAGGCUGGCGGUGCGUAUGGGAGUGGUUACGGGAGCUUGAUUGUGUUCACCGGGGUGACGGCUGCGCUUGGGGGCGUCGGGGUGAUUGGAAGAUUAAUCAAGUAGGUGAAAAGGAGAGUACACGGCACGUCGUAGCGGGACUAGCAAUUUCAAACAAAUGGAAACAAAAUCUAUUAUACUGGCAACAAGAAGUUCAAAACCUCCAAUA
Molecule: messenger RNA, 1563 nt
Organism: Mytilinidion resinicola
Lineage: Eukaryota; Fungi; Ascomycota; Dothideomycetes; Mytilinidiales; Mytilinidiaceae
Product: MFS general substrate transporter
Exons: 4
Coding region: 141-1460 (439 amino acids)
Biological process (GO): transmembrane transport
Cellular component (GO): fungal-type vacuole membrane
Molecular function (GO): transmembrane transporter activity
Source: RefSeq, a predicted model, not a curated record